AUGGGAUUCUUCAUCCGAGAUCUUCACAAUAGUAUCUCUAAGCUCCAUGCUCAACAAUUCUCUGAAAAUUCGUUUUCAAAUCCGUUGAUUGUCUAUCGUGGUCAAGGAAUGUUACAAACAGAUUUUAAUCAAAUAUUAAAGGCACAAGGUGGUCUAUUAUCAUUUAAUAACUUUUUGUCGACUAGUCUUGAUCGACAAAUAUCUCUUUUAUUUGCUGAGUCUAAUCAGAGCAAUCCCGAUCUAAUUGGGGUACUCUUUGUGAUAACUGUUAAUCCAUCAGUAUCGUCUAUUCCUUUCGCGAAAAUAUCUGACGCCAAUCAUUUCGAAGAAGGGGAAGAAAUUCUCUUCUCCACUCAUUCUAAGUUUCGUAUUGAACUUAUACAACAAAUCGAUGAAAAUAAUCGUAUCUGGCAAGUCAAUUUAGUGUUGACCGAUGAUAGCGAUCCAGAAAUUCGUGCACUUACUGAAUAUAUGCGCGAAGAGAUCUAUUCGGAAGCGAAAGGAUGGGAUCGUUUGGGUUUGUUGUUAAUUAAACUUGGAAAGUUCGACAAUGCCCAAGAAGUAUACGAUAUCCUACUUGAUGAGACAACGACUAAUCAAGAAAAAGCACUCAUGUAUCAUAGGCUUGGAGUGAUAAAGAAUAGUCAAGGUAGAUAUACAGAUGCGAUUGCUCAUUUUCAGCAAUCCAUUGAAAUCAAAAAGAAGGUUCUCUCAUCAACGGAUGACGAUUUGGCUUCGUCUUACGACAACAUUGGUUUAGUAUACAAAAAUAUGGGUGACUAUUCGAAUGCCUUGUUAUUUCAUCAAGACGCGCUGAAAAUUCGCCAGAAAAAUCUUCCAUCAAAUCAUCAUGAUUUGGCUACUUCUUACAACAACAUUGGUUUGGUGUAUAACCACAUGAAUGACUAUUCUAAUGCAUUGUCGUUUCAUCAAAAAGCAUUAGAAAUUCGCCAAAAUACUCUUCCGUCCAAUCAUCCUGACUUGGCUACUUCUUACAACAACAUUGGUUCCGUGUAUGAAAACAUGGGUGACUAUUCCAAUGCACUAUUAUUACAUCAGAAAGCACUUGAAAUUCGUGAAAAAAUUCUUCCUUCAAAUCAUCCGAGUUUGGCUGCAUCUUGUGGCCAUAUUGGAAUGGCUUUCUCUGAAAUUGGAGAGCAUUCGAAAGCUAUCUUACAUUGUGAGCGGGCUCUUAAAAUAGUAGAGGAUUCAUUACCAGCUAAUCAUCCACAUAUUCAAUUAUAUAAAGAUAAUGUCGAAUAUGUAAAAAAGAAAAUUUAA
Messenger RNA from Rotaria sp. Silwood2, 1281 nucleotides. The record is from the annotation of a GenBank genome assembly. Lineage: Eukaryota; Metazoa; Rotifera; Eurotatoria; Philodinida; Philodinidae.